ACAUACAAGUACAAAACACUACCCUAAUUUCUUUCUGUCUCUCUUUAGUCUUUCUCUUUUUCUCUCUCUCCAUUCCGUGUUUUCAGCUCCGGUAACCUCUCCUUCUCCGCCGCCGUUGCUAUCUCCGCUGUGACCUUCCAUCCCUCAACGCCCCACAGAUCUUCAAUUUGAUUGCUUGGGUCAACAAUUUCUGUCAUUCUCAAUCAUGGCAACUAGACUUCAGUUUGAAAAUAAUUGUGAAGUUGGAGUCUUCUCUAAACUCACCAAUGCUUACUGUUUGGUUGCGAUUGGAGGUUCUGAAAGCUUCUACAGUGUAUUUGAAGCUGAGUUAGCAGAUGUUAUCCCUGUGGUCAAGACAUCCAUUGGUGGUACUCGUAUCAUUGGUCGUCUUUGUGCUGGAAACAAGAAUGGGCUUCUCUUGCCCCAUACCACCACAGACCAAGAGCUUCAACAAUUGAGAAACAGUCUACCUGAUCAAGUUGUUGUUCAGCGAAUAGAUGAAAGAUUAUCUGCUCUGGGAAAUUGUAUCGCAUGUAAUGACCAUGUGGCCCUCACACACACUGAUCUUGACAGGGAGACUGAAGAGAUGAUUGCAGAUGUUCUUGGAGUAGAAGUUUUCAGGCAGACCAUUGCUGGUAAUAUUCUUGUUGGUAGUUACUGUGCCUUCUCCAACAGAGGUGGCUUGGUUCACCCUCAUACUUCCAUAGAAGACUUGGAUGAACUUUCUACACUUCUUCAGGUUCCUUUGGUGGCUGGGACCGUGAACCGGGGUAGUGAAGUAAUAGCGGCUGGAAUGACAGUUAAUGAUUGGACCGCAUUUUGUGGUUCCGACACCACCGCAACGGAGCUAUCUGUGAUUGAGAGUGUUUUCAAGCUGAGAGAAGCACAGCCUAGUGCAAUUGUGGAUGAGAUGAGGAAAUCCCUCAUUGAUACCUAUGUCUGAACUGUGGUAGUAAUAGUGUUUUGUUUUGUGCAAUAUAUUGCACUGCUGAUUGUUAAGAUUUUCUAAUUUAAGUUUUGGUGAUAGUUUGUCUUUUGUAAUGUGGGCAUAUAUAUUCCCAUCGUGUUGUACUCUUUCCGUUAAUUGUGAUAUCAUAUAAUAUCAUGUGCUGAUUUGUGUGACCAACACAAACAAAUCAAAUUUAUGUAGGGGUUUUCUUGCGUUCCA
Messenger RNA from Glycine soja, 1168 nucleotides. RefSeq names its product eukaryotic translation initiation factor 6-2. The coding region runs from base 206 to 943 and encodes 245 amino acids. Gene Ontology annotation, molecular function: ribosomal large subunit binding. Lineage: Eukaryota; Viridiplantae; Streptophyta; Magnoliopsida; Fabales; Fabaceae. Gene Ontology annotation, biological process: cytosolic ribosome assembly; maturation of LSU-rRNA; assembly of large subunit precursor of preribosome. The transcript is spliced from 8 exons. Gene Ontology annotation, cellular component: nucleolus; cytosol; preribosome, large subunit precursor. The record is from RefSeq and is a predicted model, not a curated record.